GGUUCAACAUUUGAUUCAUUUAUUCAUUUUAUUCAGUUUUAUUACGCCCUGUUUGGUUAUUCUUCUUCUUUGCAGCUUCUAGACUGAGCAACCUUGAAACCGAUCAAGGUUGGGAAGACUUCACUGUUCCAGCAUAAUAAUUAUAAAGGAAUUCGAAGGAACAGAGCCGAUGUCUUCGGAGUAGGAGAAGAAGUCCAUUAUUCUAAAAGAGCGCCCUCAUAAAUUUCAUUCCCAGACCUGACCCCGUUGCACAUCGGGUCAACAUCAACCUCGUCCUCAAGGUGUCGAGCAGUACGCGCCCGCCACUACAAACGCGGUCCAAAAUAAAGUACGCACUGGGGACGAGGUUGGGUCACCAUGGUCAAGUUCGGGGAAAUCCCUGCCAGGGCUAGCUUCGUCUGAAAUGUGCUUCCGGAAGGAUAACCUAGACGCCUAGUAGAAGUCAAAAGGACUCGCAGCAUGUCAGAAUUGAUCCUCAUCCAUGAUGUAUUUAUGUGACAGAUGGAAUUCCGUCUCUGAGCCAUGGCGCGAGUGACAAGGAGGAUGCUAUGCCGUCUCUUGAUGGUUCUUCUCGUGGUCUUAGGAGUGUACCUCCUGUUUCUGAGUGAGAAGGCAAUGGGCAAGAAAUGCACCAAAGAGGGCUCCCUGGCUAUGCUACAAAAGCUGUGUGCUUUGUAUGCGGCCAGCAAAGUGGACGGCAACUUGUGCCACAAGAUCUGCAGCUCCGAUUCUUUACAGUAUGAGAGGUGCUUCAACCGUCUCAGCGGUAAGAAAGUCCUGCAGGUCCAGUUGGACGGCCGCCGGGCCAUGCUCAAAUCCCGCAAGGCUGAGCUCUCGGAGUACCGUCCGCUUUUCACAGGCCUGCUGGACGGCACUGACGCCUCCAAAUUCUCGCCAGAGCGCUUCAUGACACAGGAAGCAUUCGAGAUCAUUGUGCGAGACCAUGUCCAGACGGCACUUGGAACCACGUUCUCCAUCAGCAAGGAAGAACUGCUGCGUCGCGCUUUUCUCGAGCCCGAAUCUUUACCCAAGGACCUAUCCAACUUUCAGAUGAACAGCCUCUGGGCGUUACUCCAACAAGAGGAAUACCUCUUCUUCACCUUUUUCAAGGAUCAUUCCUUCUUUCCAAAAAUCUACGGUGCGUGCGGGCAUUUUUACGUAGAGGAGUACGUUCCUCCUGGAGCAGUCUUACAGCAAUCUUUGUCGCACGGCGUCCGAGAACGAUUCCAAUCGGCCGCCUGGCAACCACGCGCUCAAGCUGCCAAAGAUCUCCUAGAUAUCGUCAAGGCGACGGAAACGGACUUCCACAGCAUCUUGCAUCUUUGCGACGUGAAGCCGGAGAAUUUUGGCAUAGUAGACUCCAAAGUGAAAGCAAUCGACAUCGAUAUUAGUUUCUUUGAUAAAACAAUGGGGGAUUUCCUUGAACAGCCCAACUGCACAAAGCACGAAGACUGUGACUUCUUUGAUUGUCAUGGGGUCUGCAAUUUGGCAAUGAAGAAGUGUACGAGGGAGAGAAAAAACAAUAACUUCCAGGCUAUUUGCAAAGACAUCUUCCGUCGGAAACUGGGCAAUGCUGGUCUACUGCGCCACCCGCCACCGAGAAUCGAAGAAGAGGUCUCCCAACUCAUCCAGCGGUGUGUGUAUCCGGAUGAAGCAGAAAGAGUUGCAAAGGGUUCGAGUACAGAGACAUUCCGGAGGUUGUACCGGCUUCUAUCAGACAGUACAGAUCGAGAAAUGUAAUAUUAUAACUUUUUAAAAACAGAAUUCAUAAAUACCUAAAACAAUUUACCCAUUCCCAUUGGUCGGGAGGUCAUCAUGUUGCCGGUCUUAAACGGAUGAUGAAGACAUGGCUGGCUGGUCUUAAAC
Molecule: messenger RNA, 1866 nt
Organism: Patiria miniata (bat star)
Lineage: Eukaryota; Metazoa; Echinodermata; Asteroidea; Valvatida; Asterinidae
Product: divergent protein kinase domain 1C-like
Exons: 4
Coding region: 523-1740 (405 amino acids)
Source: RefSeq, a predicted model, not a curated record